AUGGCAUCAUCAUCGUCGUCAUCGAAUUCGCCAUGCGCGGCGUGCAAAUUCCUGCGACGCAAGUGCCAGCCAGAGUGUGUAUUUGCACCCUACUUCCCACCGGACCAGCCGCAGAAGUUUGCAAACGUUCACAAAGUGUUCGGGGCAAGCAACGUCACCAAAUUGCUUAACGAGUUGCACCCCCACCAGCGUGAGGACGCCGUCAACUCUCUUGCCUACGAGGCUGACAUGCGCCUCCGCGAUCCCGUCUACGGCUGCGUUGGAGUCAUCUCUCUCCUCCAACACCAACUCCGCCAGCUUCAGAUGGAUCUUACCUGUGCCAAAUCCGAACUCUCCAAAUAUCAGAACCUGCAGCACGGCCUCACUGCCAGCCACGGUCUCAUAGCCGCCGCCGCCGCUGCUGCCGCAGCCCACACCCACCACCCUCUUCAUUUACAGUCCUCCUCCUCCACCUUACACAACAACAACAACAACAACUUGGGGAUGGGAAUCAAUCUCAUUUCAGGUGGCGGCGGAGGCCGAGAUCACUACCCCCACCAGUUUUUCCCUAGAGAUCGAGACCAUCAACAUCAGCAACAGAUGAUGAUCAGGAGUUUUGAUGCCGGAAACAACUACGAUGCAAGCCUUUUAGCCAUGAACGUCUCCGCUGCCGCGGGUGGCAUUCAUGGCCAACUCACUCAUCAGUUCCAGCAACCUAGGGCUGCUGCUGGAGACGAUCGCCGAACCAUUGAUCCCUCUUAA
Molecule: messenger RNA, 741 nt
Organism: Prunus dulcis (almond)
Lineage: Eukaryota; Viridiplantae; Streptophyta; Magnoliopsida; Rosales; Rosaceae
Product: protein ASYMMETRIC LEAVES 2
Exons: 1
Coding region: 1-741 (246 amino acids)
Source: RefSeq, a predicted model, not a curated record